This is a messenger RNA of Leguminivora glycinivorella, 1537 nucleotides long. RefSeq names its product vacuolar protein sorting-associated protein 37B (gene Vps37B). Gene Ontology annotation, biological process: ubiquitin-dependent protein catabolic process via the multivesicular body sorting pathway; protein targeting to membrane; protein targeting to vacuole. Gene Ontology annotation, cellular component: ESCRT I complex. The transcript has 3 exons. Lineage: Eukaryota; Metazoa; Arthropoda; Insecta; Lepidoptera; Tortricidae. Bases 190 to 849 code for a protein of 219 amino acids. The record is from RefSeq and is a predicted model, not a curated record.
AAGUGACAAAGGGAGGAACGAGAACGAGAUCGUUUUCAUCUACAGUGACUACAGUUUUGAUUUGUUGUUUAGCUCCAUAUUUAUCUAUUUAGUUAUGUGCAUUAAACCAUCAAAGUCUCAAGGUUUCAGUAAUUUCAACAACAGUGUAGAUUAAGGUAUUUAUUUGUUGAUCAGCUAAAAAAAACAAAAAUGAUCCAACCAGAUUACACUUCGGCAAUGGGUUUACUAUCUCAUCUCAAUUCAGAUGAGUUAAAAGAAAUAUUAAACGACGACUCUAAAUUUGAUUCUGUGCUAAAAGAUGUGAAACAGGUAAAAGAAUGGGAAACAGAGAAGGAGAUGAUAAUAGCUAGCAACAGGUCCCUAGCGGAGUUCAACUUGAAAAUGGAACCGCAGCUGCAGGAGCUAAAGGCAGCCAUGCAGGAGCGUUCUGAGGAGGGAGAAGCGCUCUGCACUCGUAUACAGGAACUGCUAGAAGAGUACAAAUCAAAAUCAGCUGGAAUCUCACUUGACACAACACAAGCACUGCUUCAGACAAGUGCUGCCGAAUCUGAGGAAAAAUCCGAGGAAAUAGCACAGGACUAUCUAUCAGGAAAAAAAUAUGACGGAGACUACGAGCAGUUCUUAGAGGCCUUCGAACCUGUCCGCAAGCAAAUGCAUCUCAGAAAGUUCAAAGCAGAUAAAAUGGCCGAACUAAUCAGAACUGGAAGCAGAAAUUCCUGCGGGAACGGAUUCUCAAAGCCAUACUUACCGUAUCCUAAUUAUGGGCCUGGACAGAGCGCCCCUAGUGUGCCAUAUCCCAUGGGACCUCUCAACAUGCCAAUGCCAGGCAUGUAUGGAAACCAUUUCUGAUUUCGGAAGCAUUUGAAUGAAAUACUAUUUCAAAAUAUCGUCCUUAGAUAUAGAGGCAAUUCUUUACCAUAAUAAACAGCUGUAAAAUUUAUGACAAAGAUUUUAAACUCUGUUUUUUAAGUACACUACAUGUUGGUGCUUACAUAGUGAAUAUGUGAUUUAUUCAAAAAAUAGAACUUUUAGAUACUAUGAGAUAAUGUAGUUUUACAAAAUAUCUUAUGCAUUAAUGAUAGCAAAAAUAAUUAGGUCUUGUUCAUAAGUUUAGAUGCCUAAAGCUUUAAUUUUGUCUGUCAAUAAAAUCAUACAAGGUUAUUGUAUGUAAUUAAAACUAUUAUGAAAGUUAUUUUUGGUUAAAAUUAUAGCUUCUUUUCUUUAGAAAAAGUUUUCAAUAAAAGUAAUCAUCAACUGUAAAUAAAUAUUUUAUUUUCUAGUCAUUUACAACUAUUUCCUCUCAUGAUUGAUGGCAACGGGCCAACUUUUACACGCGUUGUGGUAUGACAUAUCACAUGUUAUCUAAAGUUAUUGCAGAUAUGUACAAUAUAUACAAAGAUUUUUAACAUUAAAUUGAAACAAGAACAAUCAAAAACUAUUAAUUAUUGCUAAAAAUUUAACUAACAAAUUGUUUAACCGAGUUCAGUAAUAUGAAAUAAAUGAGACCGCAAUGGAAUUGCGAAGAAAUGAUGCUACA